Molecule: messenger RNA, 2363 nt
Organism: Tetranychus urticae (two-spotted spider mite)
Lineage: Eukaryota; Metazoa; Arthropoda; Arachnida; Trombidiformes; Tetranychidae
Cellular component (GO): plasma membrane
Molecular function (GO): calcium channel regulator activity; GTPase activity; GTP binding
Source: RefSeq, a predicted model, not a curated record
CAACAAAAAUUUACUGAGCAUGAUAGGUAUGAGGUGAGAGAGAGAGAAUGUUGGAAGAUGAAUUGGUGAAAGAAAAGUUCAAUGUUCAGAAGGGAAAAAAUUCCAAGCCAUUUUACUCUUUCCAGUUUCAUUGUUUGCGUUGUUUCUUAUUUCUUAUCAAGUAUCUGAUCAUUUCAUGUGCUUUACCUCGUUGGAUGCUUCAGAUUGUAACAAAAUUUAGUCUCGACUCUGAGUAACAUGUAAAUCAACUGAAUAGAGAUAAACUUUUAUGGCUCAAUUUUACAGUAAUAUGUUGACCCUUUGAGAUUGGAAAAGAUUUUUUAAAGUUUGUAUCAAAUUCUUGCGUGUUUUACCUUCAUUGUGCUUGUUUCAUUUGCUAGGAAACUUUGAUCAAGUUUUCUGUACUUUAGUGAUUAAUCGUCAGACUGCAAAGUGGAUUAUUUGGUGAAUGAUUAUGAUCAAAGUGAGGAUAAAUUGAAAUCCAAGAUCCAAGCUCAACUUAUCUCAUCAUGAUAUUUGAUACUCGAUUUGAACCUUUUGAUGAUUUAGAGCCAGAAAGUCCAACGUCUAUCCAUGGACGUCAAAUUCCAGUUCGUCGUGUUAAAUCAGCACGGAAUUAUACUCAUCGAAGACGCGAGAGAUGCUCCCUUCGAGUGCCCAAAACUACUUAUACAACACGUGAUUAUACUUAUCCCCGGUCUCUCGAGUCGAUAGACGAUUGGUCCUUGUACCGACACAAUGGACCGCCAUCACCGUUACCCGGAGCUUCAGCUAUUGGAUUGAAUGCCACCAAUUGCUCAACUCCAACUACAACUUGCAACUCAAUGGUUGGUGAACCUCGAGGUGCUCGUCGAGUCCAAUCAUUUAGGUGCACCUCAAAGGGCAGUGUUGUCAAAAUGGGUGACUUUUUCCUUGGCAAUGCAUCACCCGACAAUUAUGUGGCCAAGGAAGAGACCAACCAUCAUCAUCAUUAUCAUCAUCCAUCCAUGCCUCACCACCCCAGUGAACAGCAUCACCAUCAACCUGGCUCAUCAACUGUGGUCCCAGUAGCCUCAUCGUCAUCCUACGUUCCUCGAGGGUCACCGACGUGUUCCCGUAAAUCGUCAAAUAGUUGUGAUUCUCUUCGAUCAUCAAAAACUUUUCACGUUUACGUUGCCGGCUUUAAAAGUGUUGGUAAACAUCGAGUCAUGAAUGCUUGCCUAGGCAAUUCAGUUAAUGAAAAACUGAAAGCAACAAUUCUCAUAGACUAUGAACAGUUUAACAUAAAUUUCAAGAUAAUUGAUAAAAUUGAAGACUCGGAUGAACUGGAUGAGGAUUCACUUCCAUCAACUGUACAGGGUAAAAGGAAUCAAGCCUUGCUUAUCAUUUAUUCAAUUGCCGAUCGGAAAAGCUUUGAAAAGGCUGGACAAAUUCUGACUCUGGCCAUACUUCGUCAUUGCCAUUCAAAUCCCAAGCUAUCCAUUUGUUUGGUUGCCAACAAGUCGGACUUGGUUAGAGCUCGAGUUGUCACCACUGAGGAAGGUUCAGAUUUGGCGAGUCGCUUUAGUGUACAUUUCAUAGAGACUUCAGCUGAAAUUGGUGACAAUAUUGAACAAAUUAUGGUUUGGAUUGUUGAACAGAUUAAGGAAAACUUGUCAGUUGUCAACAAUACUCAAAAUUCUGGUAAAGCGGGAGCAACGAAAGAAAGCAAAAAUAAAGUCAUGAGUCGAGCAAGGACUUGUAUUAGACAACUUUUCAAACGUUUUAUGUUUAAAACACGCUCAGUUGAGAAUCUCAAUGCAUAAUGGGUCCAAUCAUGUAGUUCAAUAAACAUUGAGAUUCCUUACGAAUUUCAUCAAAGGUUUCAAUAGAUAUUCAGGAUUUUCGUUUUUUUCAUCUUUUUGUACAAUUUUUCAUUUUUCACUUACAACUUGACUUUUAUCAUUUUCUUAUUGCUACCUGCAUUAGCAUUUUGAGAACCAUUGAUAAUGGCAAUACUUUUGAUGACCUUAACAAGUGGACCAAACGGGAACUGCAGUUUUAAUUUUGGCUGAACAAUACUUUGCGCACAUCGUCACUAACAGCUUCAAUCAUUUGCGCAACUUUUUCCUGAAAAUGGCUUUGGCUGAAAAUGUUUUCACUUUUGCUGUUGAAUGUACUCAAUUGCUUUUAUCAAAUAUUGUUGAGCUUAUACUGAUGCCAUGAUCACCUUUAACUUAUCUUAUAAAUGAAGGAAUUUACCAAUUCUAACAUCUUGAAACGAAAACGCUUGAACAAGAAACAUAAAUUUAAUAAAUAUGGAAACUGCUGAAAACGAUUGAUAUUUUGUAACAAGUAACUUACACCAUAUAUUUGUAUAAAAAGUAGAAAAAUAAAUUUUCAAA